AUGUCUGUUGAUGUGUCGAAGCUGCAGACAACAUUAAAAAGUUGUGAUUACUUCUUCUGGAAGGACGAUGAGAUGCCUAAGGGGUACUACAAGAACCUUAUAAGAACAUUAAAGCAGCAGGUAGAAUCAAAGGAGAACUUCGCUGAACUAGUCAACCUUAGGAAGAAGGUUGUGGAUUUGGAGUUUCUACUUUCAAAAGAAAAGUUAGUUGUUGAAAAUCUUGAGAAGAAGGUAACAAAGGAGAAGGAAGCUAUGAUGAUGCUUAACAAAAAACCAUAUGCUUCCAUGCAACAAAAUUGCAUGUGUGAAAGUUCUGGUUGUGAUACUUUUAUUGGUUGUUGCACUUUGGUGCUUUAA
Messenger RNA from Lactuca saligna, 357 nucleotides. The record is from the annotation of a GenBank genome assembly. Lineage: Eukaryota; Viridiplantae; Streptophyta; Magnoliopsida; Asterales; Asteraceae.